AUGCCACCAUUUCCGGGCGAAGAGACGCUGGCUACGGUAUAUGUCGACCUCCACUCUUACUUCACGGCUCCCUCACCCCGGCCAGCCCUCCAUCGCUUCGACAAAGCCUCCUACUUCUACGUCUACUACAAUUCCACGAGACAGACAAGUCGCAUAGAGGCCGCGAUCAACCCCGGCACUCCUGAUCAGACUGCUUUUAACGGCUUCCUUGAUGGAGUCAAGGUGAUCAAUUCUCACAGAUUUCCGACGAGAGUGACGCUCGUUGUUGACGGAGACAAUGCGGCGGCGACUUCUCCUUCGUCUCCCCGUUCAGGAAGAGACCCAGAUGAAUGGCGUCUCGCCAGCUCGGAUCCCCGAGAUCCAGGAACCUCCAAAUACAGAAUUCACACCAUUGAUGCUUAUUUCUGGAAUCAGGGUGAUUCCAAGUUGAUCAUGGACAUUUUCAAGAGGCUGCUGCAACCGCGACAAUUGGACAUUGAUGAUGAUGCGCAUGAGGAGUCGGAUCACCAUGACAUGGUCAGCCCGGUGGUGCAGAACCUGGAGAAUGUGGCUAUAUCCGAUCCAGCAUACAAGCAGCAGCAACAUGACUCUCCAUCAAUCCAACACACCCAUCCCGUUCAGUUGCCUCCUGCUCCCCCGCCUCCAGCCACCUCUCAGGCUCCUCCGCACUCUCAAGCAGCAUCGGCAUCACCAAUCUCAGUCACUGCCAGCGUUGGCGGAAGGCCCUCAACUAAAGAUCCACAACCCGCCACAGACUAUACCCCCCUCGCGUACAACCCAGCAGCACCAGCGGCGCCAGAACCUAUCGCCCAUAGAGAGGAUACCCCUCCUCCGGUCGACGCUAGUGACGGGACUGGGCUUGCUGCGGCAGCAAGACAUGACAACCCCUACGUUCCCCAGCAGCCACCUCAAGCUUUCGUCGGCUCCCAAGCUGCGCCGCCCAGUGCGUAUGGACACUACGGCGCCGCACCGCAGCCAUCGUUUGGACCACAUGCCAGCACUACCUCUCCUGUGCCAUCUUUUGGUCCUCAAGCAACGGCAACGGUGUCGCAAUCUUUUGGACCGCACGCAGCUUCGACGCCACUCCAGACCUCUCCGCGGGCAUCUGUAUCAACGAAUUUCGGCCCGCCACCGACUAGUGCGGCCGGCUCCGACAGCAGCCGUCACCCGUCGAUUUCAACAGCUGCUCAGACAUAUGCUCCCCAUGGACAGGAUCCAAACGCCCACAUCUUCGGCCAACAGAACGUGCAAACACCGGGCACACAGUUCUACCAGUCUAUCAACGGGCUGCCCCAUAAACCACUCCAACAUGUCCAGCCGCAGUACCCGGACUACCUGGCCGCCGGCAGCCAAGCUCCGGCCCCUGCUCCCCCCCUUGGAGGGUAUUCGAGCUACAAUUAUGGGCAGCCACAACAACCUCAGCCCGCUGCCGGAACUUAUGACAUUCACUCUCAAGUCUACCGACCGACUGAGGCGGAGCACCACUCGCAUCAUCAUAAACCGCCAAAGAGCUCAGGCUCACAACCUAAGCCGUCUCACACGGAGAAGAUCGAGAAGGGCGUUGGGAAGUGGAUCAAGAAGAUCGAAAAGAAUUUCGGUUGA
Cladophialophora bantiana CBS 173.52 is the source of this 1602-nucleotide messenger RNA. RefSeq lists its product as uncharacterized. The record is from RefSeq and is a predicted model, not a curated record. The transcript has 2 exons. NCBI's taxonomy places the organism in Eukaryota, Fungi, Ascomycota, Eurotiomycetes, Chaetothyriales, Herpotrichiellaceae. The coding region runs from base 1 to 1602 and encodes 533 amino acids.